GGUUAACACUGGGAGUCCCUGUUAACCAAUGAAUGUUUACUGUGAUUAACUUAUCAGGCCCCGAGAAGUGAGCCCUCCCCGAGAUACUGUCACAUGUUCAUAGUAUGUCUAUGAUCAGGAGUCAGGUAACAGGAAGGAAUACCUUCCACACUGAUAACUUAUAGCAUCAUUCAGUCACAACGUUUGCCUGGACAUAGCAGCACUUUCGUGACGCAAUCCCAGCGUGCCUAAAAAUAUUUACCUGACGUCAGCAGCACACGAGGCCUCUAUUUAGGUUAUUGUGCAGCCUUGAACAUGUCACUGACCGCGAAAAAUGUAACGACGGAGAAUUGCAGGGUCAAAAGACGGCUUGGUCUAUUAAGCUCCGUCUCUUUUAUCGUAGGUAAUAUAAUAGGGUCAGGAAUCUUUAUAUCACCGAGAAAUGUCUUGGCAAAAACCCAGUCGGUUGGUCUUUGUCUGGUCACCUGGGUAUUGUGUGGCGUCAUUUCUAUGUGUGCUGCAUUGGUAUAUGCAGAGCUAGGAACUCUGAUUCCGAAAUCUGGUGCCGAACAUGCAUACUUCAUGAAGACCUACGGAUCGUUCGUUGCCUUCAUGUACGUAUGGACCCAAGCCUGUGCCGUUAUGCCGGGUAGUAUGACCGUAAAAGCUCUCACCCUGUCCGAGUAUAUUUCAGAAGUCAUCUUCGACGGCUGUGGGCCAUCACCAAAUAUGAAAAAGAUCAUAGCCAUAACGGCUAUAGUAUCUGUAGCGAUUACCAACUGUAUCAGUGUGCGCCUCGCUGCUCGAGUCCAGAUCUUUUUUACGUUUGUCAAACUGUUGGGACUGGUGGUGAUCAUUGUUGGAGGGAUCUGGUGGAUGUCAACGGGGAAAUUUGGAAGUCUUGUAACCGGCUUCGACGGUACAACAAAUGACGUUCAGGACGUAGCCUUGGCUGUGUACAGUGGCCUGUGGGCUUACGAUGGAUGGGGAGGUCUGAAUUUUGUCACAGAGGAAAUACAAAAUCCUAAAAGGAAUUUGCCUCUGGCCAUCGUAAUAUCAGUGUUGCUGGUCACCGCUGUUUACCUACUGGUCAACGUGUCCUAUCUCGCUGUCCUGACAAAAUCUGAGUUUCUGUCAUCAUGGGCUGUGGGCGUGACCUGGGCAGAGCAGGUAAUUAGUCCCGCUGUUAUCUUCAUACCAAUCGUUGUUAUCUGUUCAGUGUACGGUUCAAGCAAUGGAGCGAGUUUUACCAACUCACGGCUGUUGUUCCAGGCUGCGAGGGAAGGGCAUAUGCCAGAAAUUUGCUCUUAUAUACAAGUCCACAGUCUGAUUCCACUGCCGUCGGUUCUUCUCCUCACGACGCUCAGCGUGGUAUACAUGAUUCCUGCAGAGAUAGCGAGUCUUAUGAACCUGCUUAACUUUCUUGGCUGGCUGUUCUAUGGAAUGGCAAUGAUAGCAGUCAUUGUACUCAGAUGGAAGAUGAAGGAUGCUAAGCGAAUUGUUAAGGUUCCCCUAGUAAUACCUAUAUUUGUGUUACUAAUCUCUAUAUAUCUGGUAGUGACACCAUUUAUACAGGACCCGAAGGUCGAGUUUCUGUACGCUCUGGCUUUCUUAGGCGCCGGGGCUGUUGUUUACAUCCCCGUGGUUUACUUCAAACUCAGUAUUCCUGGCAUGGCUUCCCUCACACGCGCUGGACAAUGUUUGCUGGAAGUGGUUCCGACACAAAUUGUAAAGGACGAAGACCUGUGAUGUUCUACUCAGUAAUGAAACGUGGUUAUAUUUCCCCGAUACACAUAACAAUGGAAAAGAGUACCUGUGAUGUGCUUCUCUGUGAGGAUACGUGGCUUUAUUCCAAGAACACGCUACAAAAGAAAACGCUGUGUAAUGAUUCGUUGCUUUAUUUCCCAACGAAAAUCACAAAAAAAACCUUCAUUUCACAGGUUAUCUGUUACAAAAUGUGACAACUCAAAACAGACCAACAAUCCAACAAUAUUUACCUAUUUGUCAAGCAUCUCAUUACCCAAUCGGAAACCGUCGGCACUUUCCGUAAAAGAGAACAUACUUGUUUUUAUCUCGUUUACGAAAAGAGCCUGCGGUUCCUAAUUGCCAAGGGGUGAAAAAAUAAAUUAAAGUCCCGCCACAUGUUAGAAUGAAGGACAAUCUGUAAUGUAUUACUCCACGAUGCCUACGUGACUAUAUUCAUCUUGUCGAGUUGUUUAUAUUACAUGUAUCUGUAUAUGAUGUAUAUGUUAUCAUCAUUACACUCCACGUGCCUUUCUCCUGGAUUCAUCGCUAACUGGUUCAAUUUAAUCGCAUCGAACAAAUGUAUCUUAAAUUUCCGGUGCUCUUUUAGAACUUUCAAUUGUGUGAAAGAAAACUUCGUAUAGUAAAAAUGGACCGAAGCAUGCAAAUACGACCAACUUCCACACUUGUUACUAGAACCUUAAAGUCAUAUGUACAUAGAGAACAUAUGAUAAUCGAUUUUUGGUGCAUAUAUAUAUUCAAGACUUUAAUAUCUUUAGAGUGUACAAACUGAUGCUGUUUCACUGUCUAUAUUUCCAUUUACUAUGAUGUGACACUUCAGUCAUCCUCGAUAUCCAGGGGUUACGCUCACUUUCGCUCUCUGCACUCCUGUAAUCAUCCUCGAUAUCCAGGGGUUACGCUAACUUUCGCUCUCUGCACCCAUGGAAUCAUCCUCGAUAUCAAGGGGUUACGCUCACUUUCGCUCUCUGCGCCCCUGGAAUCAUCCUCGAUAUCAAGGGGUUACGCU
This is a messenger RNA of Mizuhopecten yessoensis (Yesso scallop), 2749 nucleotides long. Its product is annotated as b(0,+)-type amino acid transporter 1-like. Gene Ontology annotation, biological process: amino acid transmembrane transport. Gene Ontology annotation, cellular component: membrane. Bases 295 to 1728 code for a protein of 477 amino acids. The transcript has 13 exons. The record is from RefSeq and is a predicted model, not a curated record. Lineage: Eukaryota; Metazoa; Mollusca; Bivalvia; Pectinida; Pectinidae. Gene Ontology annotation, molecular function: L-amino acid transmembrane transporter activity.